Molecule: messenger RNA, 396 nt
Organism: Penicillium chermesinum
Lineage: Eukaryota; Fungi; Ascomycota; Eurotiomycetes; Eurotiales; Aspergillaceae
Exons: 1
Coding region: 1-396 (131 amino acids)
Source: RefSeq, a predicted model, not a curated record
AUGUACGUGUAUCAUGCUUGUCCACAUGAGAAGCCUGAGCAAGCGCAGGCAUGUGUGUCAAUCCAGAUGCAAACUUAUCGUCGAUCCCGUGGGCGUGGCCACCGACGCAACCACUUUCACGUGGUUUCCGCGAAAAGCCGCGACCAAUAUUCUACCUUCGACCCCGAAAUCCCCCCCUUGUCACGCCAGCGGGAGCCUCGUGAGAACAGCGCCUUCCUCCGCGUCGUCGUAUUGGAGAUGAACAUGCGACGCAGCGGCAAACUGCGCGAUGACAUCCCCACGCGGGCUCGUAUCUGGCUCCCUCCUCGCAAGAGCAACCCCUACCGCAUCGCCGGAGACUACGACGAUUGUGAUAACGACAGUAUCCCUUCCCGCUGGGUUGGCCAGUCGGCUUAA